UUUGUUUUGAUUAUUCUUGCUUUAAUACGCAACAAAAUGCUAUUAAAGUGUAUAUGAAUUCAUUUUAUGGCACUGCUGGGGAUAGUAAAUCCCCUUUCUUCUUGCGUGAACUGGCUGGGGGUGUCACUUCGGCUGGACAGAGAAAUAUCAAACUUGUUGCGGAUUUCGUUGAAAGCAAGGGUUUCCAGAAAAAAUAUGGAGAUACAGAUUCUUUAUAUCUAGUCUGUCCAGAAGAAUGUUUUCAGAAAUGUGAUGAGGCAUAUGACAAUGGUAAUGGGAUCUCGAAAGAAGAAUAUUGGUCUAGAAUGGUGAACAUCUCUAUGGAAGUAAUAGAAAGACUUCGUGAUGAAGUUAAUAACUUUCUCAGAAAUGAUAAUGGAUCAUCUUAUCUCAAAAUGGCGUAUGAGGAAGUCUUAUUUCCAGUAGUAUUUACUGGAAAGAAAAAAUACUACGGCAUCCCACAUAGAAGAGAACCCAACUUUAAUAAUAAGCUUUUCAUCCGGGGAGUCGAGACUGUAAAGCGAGGGCAGUCUAAAUACUUUCGUGAGGUGGGUAAGAAGGUCAUGGAUGAAUCUAUGAGGCUGGAUAAUACUCGCACCUUGCAUCGGAUUGUGGAGGACGUGCUCAAAGAGACCAUAAAUGAUAUUUCACAGAUAGAUCUUAAUGAAGUGGUUAAAACUGCUGUGUGGAGGCCCGAUAAAAAUAACAAGAGUGUCCAGCGUUUCAUUUCACGAAUGCGGGAUAGACACACCCGUGAAGAAGCAGACGCUAAACGGCGCAUAAAAAAGGGCCUAACACCCGAGUCUUAUCUUUAUGAAAUUCCAGAACCAGGUGAGCGUUUUGAGUAUAUUGUAGUUGAAAAUGAUUCUUCACAGAAGGUGGGAGAUAAAAUGGAGUAUCCAGAGGUAGUGAGGCGAUUAGGUAAAAAGAUCGAUAUUAGCUAUUAUCUGAAAACCGUUGUCGGUCUUUGUGCACGAUUUAUUAACUAUGAUGAAAUAUUCCAGCCAUCAUCCGAAAUUGUGCUGGAGGCCUUAAAAAAGUUAAAAGAUG
This is a messenger RNA of Funneliformis geosporum, 1050 nucleotides long. The record is from the annotation of a GenBank genome assembly. Lineage: Eukaryota; Fungi; Glomeromycota; Glomeromycetes; Glomerales; Glomeraceae.